Molecule: messenger RNA, 654 nt
Organism: Clunio marinus
Lineage: Eukaryota; Metazoa; Arthropoda; Insecta; Diptera; Chironomidae
Source: the annotation of a GenBank genome assembly
ACAGGGAAUCAGGGUUAUAACUUCUUUAGCACAAUAAAUAAAAAGAAGAAAACUCAAAAUAAAGCCAAACGAUUAUAAAUAAAAGUAGAAUUUUGAGACAAAAGCGGUGAAAUUUGUGAAUCAAGAUGAAAUUAGUACGGUUUUUGAUGAAAUUAAGUCAUGAAACUGUUACGAUCGAAUUGAAGAAUGGAACUCAAGUGCAUGGUACAAUAACUGGUGUAGAUGUUGCCAUGAAUACUCAUUUGAAAGCAGUCAAAAUGACAAUUAAAAACAGAAAUCCCAUUCAGCUUGAAACUCUUUCAAUAAGAGGAAACAAUAUUCGCUAUUACAUCCUUCCAGACAGUUUACCAUUGGAAACUUUGCUGAUCGAUGAUACACCAAAGUCAAAAGCUAAGAAAAAGGAUGGAAGAAAUGCUAGCAACCGUGGACGUGGUCGAGGUGCUGGUGCUAGAGGAAGAGGUGGACCCAGAGGAGGAAGAGGCGGCGCUCGUGGAAGAGGAAGGCGUUAAAUUUUCCAUUAUGAAUAAAAUAUUUUUAAGACUUUCAAAACUUGCUUUUUGUAUUUAAAUCCUCGUUUUAUUAAAUAAAAUAAACAAUCUCUUAAUUGAAAUACAUAUAAAAUAUGUUUACGUCUUAUUUCAUUUAAUAUCCGUA